ACUCACAGUCCACUUAACUGACAGUAGCAACGUCCAAUCAGAGCGCUGGAGCAACAGCCCCUUUUUAAAAAUGAAACCGCUUUUUUCCCUCCCAAUAUGGUACCUUUUUAACAACAACAAAAGCUGUUCUUCUUCCCCGCGUGGUAUUUGUUUUUAGCGUGACAAAUUAAAGUAAAGCCCGUGAGCGUGGCAUUUGACAGAAAUAAGUGAGUAUUGACUUCUUAGCAGCACGUUCCUCGAGCAAAUCUUAAUAUCAAGCGGGCUUCCGUCGCGAGCGCGUCUCAUUCUGCUCGAGCCACUUAACGGCGUAGCUUCUAUGGCGGGUGGGGGUGGUGGAGUGGAAUGCGUACUUUGGCACAUUUUCAUUAAACGUGUCACAAUCGAUAGCUCGUUCGAGCGUGUCGUGUGCGCAGCUGCGUAGCCCACAUCUGUGCUGACGGCGAGCGCCCGCAGCAUCCGCAGGACUCGCGCAGCGUGAGAGGAGGAGCGACCACCGCGUGGAAGCAACGAUGGUCGUUCGGGGGCUGUGGAGAUGCAUACCAAGGUUGGGAAAACGAGGGGGGCGCUCUGGCUUCUUGUCGUGCCUGUGCGUGGCGAUCGUUAGCGUUGCCGUCUUCGCGUUGCUCUUUGUGGAUGUCAUUGAGUACUGGAUCACGUCUCUGCGGAUGAGCGCCGUGCGGGAGCCACAUGCCCGCAUAUUCCCCCCACAGAACGUCCCUCCCACCAGACCCGAGGAGUUUCUGCUCAUGCCCAGUCCGCUGGUGUGCCAGCGUGCCAAUCCGUACCUCAUCACCAUGGUUAUUUCGGCCCCUGCUCACCACAGGGCACGUCAAGCCAUCAGGGACACGUGGGGCGGGGAGAGCAACGUGAGUGGCUUGAGGGUCAUGACCCUCUUCAUGCUGGGUGUUCCAUCUGACCCAGGACUGGCCAAAAUGCUCUUUGAGGAGGCUAGAGAGCAAGGGGACUUAGUUCAAGGACGUUUCCUGGACUCGUACGCCAACCUGACCCUGAAAACUUUAGCCCUCCAGAGCUGGGUGCGCCGCUUCUGCCCCCAGGCUCACUUUGUAGCCAAAGUGGAUGACGACGUCCUCUUCAAUCCCAGCGCACUCCUGCACCUAUUGAACAAGAGCCGCAGCCCGUACGAACAAAGUGACUUGUAUCUCGGCAAAGUGCAUCUCCGCGUGGCUCCGAAACGGGACCCUCGAAGCAAGCACUAUGUCCCGAAUGAGGCCUACCCGUCAUCUGUUUUUCCAGACUAUUGCAGUGGUACAGCAUAUGUUCUAUCCCGCUCCGCAUUGCUCAAAAUAUCAUUGGCUGCCUCUGUGUCACCCCUAUCCACGGCUCAACCCCCCGAAGAUGUGUUUGUGGGGGUGUGCGCCCGGGCAGCUGGCAUCCUGCCUACACACUCCUCCCUGUUCUCUGGUGGACCACCUAUGCCGUAUGGACGCUGCUGCUACCAAGCCAUGGUGUCGGUACACCACAUUGCACCUCGGGAUAUGCUGUACUACUGGGCUGAUAUCCACUCAUCGGGACAGUGCCUGUGGUUGAGCACGCGAGCAUCCUUGUGCAUGUGCAAAGUCGGUGCCCUGCUGGGCUCAGUGCUUGGCCUGGGGAAGGAGGCGUGAGUGGGGCGAAAUUCAGUACUUUUAUAAAAAUGACAGUAUGCAAAAAGGGGACUUGGAACGGCCACUUCAACCUGAGUACAACCCAGCAAGAAUUUUGAAAAUUGGAAGAUGGGUUCUGGGGUUUGAAUUCAGUUUUAUUGUAUGUAUCUUUUUUUUUGUGACAUCACCUACAGAAAAUUUGUUGAAAAACAUCCAAAUUUUAGGAAGGUAUAACUUGAUGACACGUUAUACAUUUUUGUACAAAAUGUAGCAAGGAACGUGGCAUGGAAAUGGACACACAUGAUUUGCUUUUGUGGUCCACAAAAGGAUUGGCAGGCUGCACCUGGCCCCUGGGUCUUGCGUUUGACACCAGUGUACAAGGAGAAGCCCUUUUACAAUUGGCUGACAAGUUCAAGUGAAAAAUAUCCCACCAAUAAGCUCAUACAGGCCGAAAUUCCAAGGGCUUCAUUCUUGGUCAAAAUGACCAUGUUUCAAAUGGUGUCAGUUAUCCUAAAAUAUUUAUUUUUGUUUGUUUUUCAAACUUGUCAUGUUGAUACUUAAAGCACACAUUCUUGUUCAGCUGGUGUAAAUAAAUUCUAUUUUUUAUACUGUCAGUGUUGACACCAAAAGGGACACUUGCAGGAAGUGAGUUCAUCAGAUAUGAUCUGAGCAUCUUUGCACUGGCACAAACUAUUGUCGGACCUGUUUCCCCAACAUUGAUGAGUCAAGGCACAGAUUUUAAAUUAGAAAAAAACAAAAUCUGAGCCCAUUUAGUUGAAUGCAUUUUUUUUAAUUCAUUUUAUGGAAGCACACUCGACGGAGGCUGAUUUUUGUCAGCAAGCUGCGCUUAUCUAUAUUACUGAGCAACUAAUGCUGUCCCACAGGAGUGCAACUAAAGUAGUUCAUGUCUUAAACCUAACAUCAACCUUAGUAGGCAAUAUAAGCUAUUUGACAU
This is a messenger RNA of Hippocampus comes (tiger tail seahorse), 2559 nucleotides long. It is a transcript of the gene b3galt4, whose product is annotated as UDP-Gal:betaGlcNAc beta 1,3-galactosyltransferase, polypeptide 4. Lineage: Eukaryota; Metazoa; Chordata; Actinopteri; Syngnathiformes; Syngnathidae. Gene Ontology annotation, biological process: protein O-linked glycosylation. The transcript is spliced from 2 exons. The record is from RefSeq and is a predicted model, not a curated record. Bases 510 to 1625 code for a protein of 371 amino acids. Gene Ontology annotation, cellular component: Golgi membrane. Gene Ontology annotation, molecular function: hexosyltransferase activity.